This is a messenger RNA of Myzus persicae (green peach aphid), 3300 nucleotides long. Its product is annotated as UDP-glucuronosyltransferase 2B10-like. The transcript has 6 exons. The record is from RefSeq and is a predicted model, not a curated record. Bases 337 to 1890 code for a protein of 517 amino acids. Gene Ontology annotation, molecular function: UDP-glycosyltransferase activity. Lineage: Eukaryota; Metazoa; Arthropoda; Insecta; Hemiptera; Aphididae.
AUAUUAUACGACGGCGCAGCGGCGACGGUCCGCGUGUAUUGCAUUAGUGUGUGCCCGUGGUUCAGCGGCACUAGGCUAUUUUUUAUUGGGAUAAUACUUGUUGUUUUUUUUAAUCGUAUUUAUUUUUCAUUUGACGCACUCUUAUCGACACCAAACAACGGUUUUUUUUUAUCCCAUUUAGGUUGUAGAAGAAAUUAAUAUUAUGUAUCAUAACCUAUGAUCGUUACAUCACCAUUCACGGACAACCGUCGUAAGACCGCAUUCAUAAAUUUCGCGCAGACGCUGUUGCUAGAGUCCUAUACUCACUGUUAUUAUCUCACUGACUUCAGUUGAAACAUGAAGUACGUCGGGCUGCUACUGGUGGCCGUCCUGGGCGCGCUGUCCACCACUGACAGCGCCAACAUCCUCGGCGUGUUCCCCAUCAACGGCCGCAGCCAUUGGGUGGUGUACGAGAGCCUGAUGAAGGCCCUGGCGGCGCGCGGUCACAACGUGACGGUGAUCACAUCGUUCCCUCAGAAAACGCCUCUGGCCAACUACACGGACAUCGACGUGUCUGCGUCGUUUCCGUCCGCGGUGAACACGCUCAGCGUCGAAAUGGUGCUCAAAUACCUGACCAGCGUGUUCGCCAACCAAUGGUUCAUCGCUGACCAUCAGAUGAAUAUCUGUCGGCAGUCACAGAAGCUGCCAGAGGUGAAAGCGCUCCUCCAAAGCGGCAUCAAGUUUGAUGCGGUUUUCACAGAAAUAUUUGGAGCUGAUUGUGAUGUUGGUUAUGCUUACCAUUUCAAGGCACCCCUAUUAUCCAUCAUGUCUAGCUCACACUUACCUUGGAGCUAUGACCGUGUGGGUGGCCCAGACAACCCUUCGUACAUACCAACGAUCGUAACAAGAGCAGCUGGAAAGAUGAACUUUAAGGAACGUAUGAUCAACACCUUGUACUACAUAUACUUUAAAAUAGCAUGGAAGUAUUACAGUGAGUGGCCAGCAAAUGAACUGUUGAAAGAGAACUUUGGACCGGACGUACCUCACAUCAACGAAAUAGUUUACAACACUUCCAUGGUGUUUGUCAACGGCCACUUUUCUUUGGACGGACCACGUCCUUUAGUUCCCAACAUGGUGGAAAUCGGUGGAAUACAUGUUAAAUCACCCAAGCCCAUACCCAAGGACAUAUUGAAGUUUAUCGAAGACUCGCCGAAUGGAGUUAUGUUUUUCACGUUUGGAUCUCUUAUUCGUAUAUCUACACUACCACCAAAUGUAUUGCAAAUGUUUAAGGAAGUAUUCGCAAAAUUACCCAUCAGAGUUUUGUGGAAAUAUGAAGAAGAAAUGCCAGACAAACCUGAUAAUGUAUACAUAAGCAAAUGGAUGCCUCAGAGAGAUAUUUUGAAUCAUCCAAAAGUCCGUCUGUUCAUGACUCACGGUGGACUAUUAGGAACAAUAGAAGCUGUACAUUCGAGCGUACCUGUCAUAGGCAUUCCGUUUUUCUUUGAUCAACCUAGAAAUAUAUUAAAACUGGUAGAACAGGGUUCAGGUAUACUAUUGGACUAUGAAACGUUGACGAAGGAUAUUCUAUACAACGCUAUUACAACAAUAGUUAACAAUAGCAGUUACGCAAUAAAUGCGAGCAAACUAGCAAAACGGUUCAAAGACAGACCAUUGAACGCAACGGAAACUGCCGUCUACUGGACAGAGUACGUAAUAAGACACAAAGGGGCGAAACACUUGAGAACAGCGGCCGUUGGAAUGCCUUGGUGGAAAUACUUCUUAGUUGAUGUCAUCGGUUUUAUCUUGCUAGUCAUUUUUGGUGUAUUGUAUCUAAUUUACUUUGUGCUCAAGACUAUCUACAAGAAAUUAUGCAAAAAGACCGUACCUAAAAAGAAGGAAAAGAAAAACUAAAACAAUAAAUUCUUAUAAUACCUGAAUUACUAUAAUAUACAAAUGGUACAAAACAGUUUAGCCCCAUUCAUUCUUGUGAUAUGUUUUUUCUUAUCAUCGGUGUGAGUUGAAAUAGUUUCUAUCAAAAUUAUAUAGGUAGGUAGAUACUAAGAGUCUGAACACAUAGGUAGGUACUCAUAUUAAGGAUACAUGAAUAUUAGAUCUAUUCAAUUGAAUGCUAUUUAUUAAUUUUAACCAUAUAAGUCCAUAACUAUGUGUUGCCUUUUGAAUAAUUUUUAUGUAUAGCGAUAAAUCACUUUACUAUAGUAAUAGUACCUACUGUGAGCACUGAGCAAGUUAAUAUGCUUAGCAAUCAGAAUGUUUUAAUAUAGUACACAAUUUUUAAAAUUAUCUAUAAAAUACUACUUACCAGUGUGGUUGAUGGUUUUAAAUAUAAAGAAAAACUAUUUACUACUAUGUGUUAUGCAUACAUGUAUUUAAUUUUUAAGCAUUCUUUAUAUGUGAUAUAAUAACAAUUUCUAAAUAAAAAUAUUUUUAAUGUAUACAAUUUAAUAAAACCUUUCAAAACCAUUUCAAUAUAACUUUUAAUUAGGAGUAAACACAAAUUCUGAAGUUAGUAUUAAUUUAAAAUUUAAUUACUGUGAGUAGAGAAACCUAUGUAUUCAUAAACCUUUAUAUUCAUUAGAUAGCUCAAUAUAAUUAAUAUCUAACUAGAACCACGAUAAACUAGACCUCAGUCCUAGCGCUCUGGCCUGAUAAUUGACCAGCUAUUUAUUAUAUUUGUUAUAAUCAGCACUUAACACUACAAAAAAAAAUUAAUAUUAAUAGAAGGACAUAUAAACAUGACCAUCCUGAUAUUAUGCUAGGUAUUUCUAAAACCCUGAGUUCAAUAUUAAGAAUUUAGACAUGUGUCAAUAGUGAUAUUCUUGUAAGUUCACUGUUCAGAGACAAAUAUUUUUAUCAGUAUUAUUUGUUCGGUAAAUUCCAUCAUGCAUAUUAAAUAUGUUAAAUUUGAUGAUUUCCAAAUCGGUAUGUCUUCGUUUUCCCAAAAAGUAAAAUAAUUUAUUAAAUCAAGUGAAUAAAAUAAAAAUAUGUGUCAAAUUAAACACUUUUGUCGUGCUGCAGUACUUUUACGAUUUAAGUUCACCAAUAAUUGAAUUAUUAUUAUAUUUUUUUUCAUUUAUUUAUUUUAUCGCCAUUUGCAAUAAUUUUCACUUUGAUUUUUGCUUUCUAAUAAUAAAUUACAUGAUGUUUUAUAAACAUUUAGUUUCACAUUUCAAUAUAAACUGCAAUAUAUUAUUUUGAACGUUCACUGCAUUUUAAUUGUGAUUAAUUUAAAUUCAACGUUAAAUCAUUGUGUACAAAAAAAUGAUUUUGAGGGGAGGCAGACCUUCAAUCUAUACUUCUAUG